This is a messenger RNA of Cucumis melo (muskmelon), 2311 nucleotides long. Its product is annotated as putative zinc finger protein At1g68190. The coding region runs from base 642 to 2102 and encodes 486 amino acids. The record is from RefSeq and is a predicted model, not a curated record. The transcript has 6 exons. Lineage: Eukaryota; Viridiplantae; Streptophyta; Magnoliopsida; Cucurbitales; Cucurbitaceae. Gene Ontology annotation, molecular function: zinc ion binding.
AUGGAGCCGUAAUUGGGAAGCCCUUUUUAUCCAAUGACAAAAUGGCUUUGGUCACUCAGAGUAGAUAAGAUUGUCGAUCACACUACACAAUCGAAUCUAAGGUCUGUCUUCUGGUCGUAGGAUCUUCAUAGUUCACAUGCACUUGGAUAAACUUGUUCGAUCAUCAAUGGUGAUGGGUCCCCAUUCUCGGCCACGUGUCCACCUCCAUCUUCGAAAAGCUUCACGAAUCCCUUGCCCACGUCACUCCCAAAAAGUCCCAUGACUCUGAUUGUGGACCAAUCUUUUGAUGAUGAUGAUAAUAAAGGAAAGAACCAGGCUUCAGUUCAGAUUCACAAACUUCCCUUCUGCUCUUUAUCUAAGUCAGAGUCUCAGCUGCAUUUUCCCGUGGUGCUUAUGUUUUGAUUUGAAGUUUUGCUUGUGGAAGGACUGACUAGUUUAAGAGUUCAUAAGCAAUAAAUUGGGUUAAAUUGGUUUUAAAUUGCAAUGUAAAUUGAGUUCUGGAUCUUGGAAAGUAAUGGCAGAAUAAUUUUCAAUGGAAUCCAGCAGCUUGUCCCCCAUUAAGGCGAAUCAGCUCAGAAGAAAACCGGUGGAGUUUCGAUUUAGACUCACUUUGAACUGACAGAGAUUUUGAAUAUGAGCCAAUGGAGAGAACUUGUGAAUUCUGUGCUGCAUUAAGGCCAAUUAUUUACUGUACCCCUGAUGCAGCUCACCUUUGCCUUUCCUGUGAUGCCAAAGUUCAUUCAGCCAAUGCACUUUCAAGUCGACAUCUUCGAACGCUCUUGUGCGAAGUUUGCCGAAGUUUCCCUACCUAUCUUCAAUGUUUAGAUCAUCAGAUGUUUCUAUGUCGUGGUUGCGAUCGAACCCUUCAUGUUUCCUCUUCCCAACACCAGAAAAGAACUAUCAGAGGAUACGUGGGAUGUCCUUCAGCCAAGGAUUUUGCAGCACUUUGGGGGUUUCAUGUAAAUGAAGUUGACAAAGCUAAGUUUGUGUCCACUUCUGGCUCUGAUACUUCCAGUGUUGUUAAAACUUUUGACGCAUCGGGACGAAGUCGUUCACAUAUAGCUGCAGCUGGAAACAAGGUGCUCUACAAAGGUCAAGAAAAGGGCACUUCAUUCAUUUUACAACAAAUUCUCGAGUUGAGUCGUCUCCAGCUUGUAAAGAAGAAUAUCCAUUCACCUUUGAUUCUUGGUGAGGGAAAAGAUGGUGCGACUUCUUUAAAGACAUGUGCCUCGGAAAAGUUUGAACAGUCUCUUAAUGAACACGUGAACCAUUCCGAAAAUCGCAGUACUGAUAUUCAACAAAGGGACAACUUACUUCAGGAGCUGAAGAUGACUUCGUUUACUCAGCUUGAGAAUUUUCCAUUGCCAUCCCCUAUUUUGCUUCCCUUCCAUGGAGAAUCCCUUUGGAAUUGUAAAAGUCCAGCUGAAAGUCAGAUAUGGUCUCAAAAUAUGCAAGACCUCGGAGUUUGUGACGAGCUUGUUUCUCGCGAUGAUUUCAACAUACCUGAAGUUGAUUUAACAUUCCAGAACUUCGACGAGAUAUUCAACAGCGAUCAAGAUCCUACCGGCAGGUUGUUCGAUAAUAAAGACGAGUCGUACUCACACUCCUCUAUGGAGAAGGAUGUGUCACUUAGUAAAUCAAAUAAUCACGAUGGAAAAGGGAUGGAGGCAAGCUCCGCGACCUCAUCAUCUUGCAUCUUCUCAUAUGCUCUCAUGGACAAAGAUAGUGAACCCUCUGAUGAAGUUUGUAACCAUCCCAUGAGUACAAACAUGGAAUCUGCUCGUCCAAUCCAACCCUCCCUUUCAACUUUGUCAUUUGCUGAUUCAAGGAUGAGUCUUGACAGUGCAGGAACAGACUUCCCUGAUCGGGCAAGAGGCGAACCUUCAUGUAGCUCGCCUUACCAUCGUGACUGUAAACACUCCUUGCCCCUCAACAAUGUCGAUGCUGCAACAAAAAUUUACAAAGAAAAACAGCAGUUUCAAUUACAAGAGAAACAAAUCCGACGAAAGGCCAGAUCUCUCGUGAAGAAACGAGUAAAGGGAAGAUACGAAAAGGGCGAACGAUAUGACUCUAGUACCGUUGCUUUCAGUCGAAGCUAUUGAACUUCGAUUUUGUGCAUCCUUUUGUACAUCCUUUUCAACAGAAUAAGGUAUCUCUUCACUUUAAUUCUUUUCAAUCAGUUCUUUCGAUGCACAGGCUUUGAAGUUAGCAGCACUUAUGGCUACACUUUACCAAAGCUUAUGAGAAGAAAGCUUAGUACAAACUUUGAUAUAAUUGAAUCCAAUUGACAAUCAUGAUGCGGAUUGCCUUC